AAUUUAGAUUAAUCCUUUUUAGAUUUGAGGAUGUUUUCAAAAUACUAAUCAUCGCAGGGUGAACACAGGUGUAACUGAUUGCGUUGAUUGGCCCACCUAAAUGAAACAAUGCCAUAAUUAAUGCAAUCAAUUACACCUGUGUUAACCUAGCAACAACAUGCCAGAAAUGACCUCUGUGAGAUGGGCCUUUGAAGGCCACGCGCGCGCUUCAUCCAUCUCGACCGCAGAUGUCUCCAACGCCGCAACAGUGCGUCGCUGCUCGGCCUUCUCCGCCGGUAGGGGUCUCCGGAGACCGGACCCGGCACGGUGAGGUCCCAGCUCCACCGCGCGGGGUGUCACCGUGUCACGCGCAAGAGGGGGGAGUGUUUGGGAAAGUGAAAAGUCAGCUGAGAAACAAAACUCCGUGAAUCCGUUUUGUUGUUUUUCUUCCUGUGAGUGGAGUUCAGUCUCGGCUUCCAGGUGAGAGGACACGUCCGUGUCUGGUUUGUGCGCGCGUGCCUUCAUCUCUCGGGGAGUUCUCCUCUGGGUGCCAUCUGGAUCCGCGCCCGGGUUGUUUGGGCCGUUUUUUCGAGGCGAUUCCUCCCAGUGUGCGCUCACUUUAAGUUCGAGUAUUAAAGCGAGAUCACACGCCGCGCGCAGGACUCUUUGUGAGGCAGAAACAGGGGCGAUGUUCUGCCGAAAUCAAACCACGAGAGCGACCGUCGCCCGCGGCUCUGCCCUUGAAAUGGAGAUACGGCGAGGGAAGUUCAGAAGGAGCGUUUUCCUGGGCACAUCACAGGACAGCGACAUCCAGAAGAAGAUCGACCAUGAGAUCCGGAUGCGCGACGGCGCCUGCAAGCUGCUGGCCGCCUGCUCCCAGAAAGACCAGGCGCUGGAGGCGUCCAAGAGCCUGCAGACCUGCAGCACGCGCAUCAUGGCCUACAUGUCGGAGCUGCAGAGGAUGAAAGAGGCUCAGGUCAUGCAGAAGGUCACGCGGAGGUCGUCGGACGCAGGGCCGAUGGAGGACAGACUCCCGUGCAAAGGGAAAGUGGCCAUCUCCGAUCUUCGGAUCCCUCUCAUGUGGAAAGAUACGGAGUACUUCAAGAACAAAGGAGAGCUUCAUCGGUGUGCCGUGUUCUGCCUGCUGCAGCUGGGAGGGGAGAUCUUUGACACCGACAUGGUGAUAGUGGACCGGACACUCACGGACAUUUGCUUUGACAACACCAUCGUAUUUAAUGAAGCCAGCCCAGGUUUCGAGCUGCGCGUUGAGCUGUACAGCUGCAGCUCAGAGGACGACUACUCGGCAGGCAGCACGCCGAGGAAACUAGCCAGUAAACUGAGCUCGUCACUGGGCCGAUCGGCUGGGAAGAAGCUCCGGGCGGCCAUGGAGCCCGGGCCGUGGAGUCCUGUUGGCAACGGGGGGGCGACUCCUCUUCUACUGCCAGUUCCCUCUGUCCCGGGCCCUAAGUACCACCUCCUGGCUCAUACCAGCCUGUCGCUGUCACACGUCCAGGACAGCUUUCGCACACAUGACCUCACCAUCUCCGGCAGCGAAGAGUGUUCCUAUUGGCUGCCGCUCUAUGGCUCUGUGUGUUGCCGCCUCGCAGCUCAGCCUCACUGCAUGACCCACCAGAUGAUGAGUGGAUGUUUGAAAGUUAAGCAGUUGGGAGGUGACCCUCAGAGUUGGACAAAUGUGUACGCCAGUCUAAAAGGAGCCAGCCUGUUCUGCUACCACCGGCAAGAAGAUGUGGAGGCUAACGUCGAGCCGGCUUUCACUAUUGCCAUCAACAAGGAGACCAGAAUACGGGCGUCUGAGAAAGACCCUCAAAGUAAAGUUCAGAAUAUCUGCAUCAGCAACCAGUACGGAGGUGAGGAGGUCACACACACUCUGGCAACAGAAAGCCGUGAAGACACCCACCACUGGAUGGAGGCCUAUUGGCAGCAUUUCUACGACAUGAGCCGAUGGAAACAGUGCUGUGAUGACUUGAUGAAAAUUGAACUGCCAUCACCAAGGAAACCAGCUCCUGUCGCACUAAAGCAGGGCUCACUCUAUCACGAAAUGGUUAUUGAGUCAUCCAAUGACCUCGGCAGCACCGUGUCCGACAUCCUGGCUCGGAGAAUGCAGGAGCUGGAGCUCCGCAGCCAGCUGGGAACCUCCCCCACCUGGAUGUCUCUGUUUGAGGAGAACGACCCCAAUUGCGCUGGCCGCCCCCGUCCCUGUGCUUCUCGCCUUUCUGGCCACAGCCCCCGCCCCCCUCAUCGCCCGCCCCGGAGUCCUGCGAGCCCUCGCCGCUGCCCACAGCUGAGUCUGCUGUCCUCGGAUGCCAGCCUGACCUCCGACAGCGACAGCCACUGCAGCACCAGUCCCUGCUCUCGGCGCCACGGCUGGCCCGAGCCUUCGUCAAACUUCCCUCUCUCGUCCUCUUCCCCUUCCCGCCCGAGGCCACGCACUCAGUCGCUGGAUGCCAAGCUCAGCACCCUUCGAGGGACGCUGCAGUGUCCCUGCCAGCAUCCUCCCUCCUCGCUGCUUGCCCCGUUCCCCGUCUCCUCCUUUUCCCCUCGGUCCCAGCGCAGCACACAGACCACGCUCUCUUGCUCCAGCUCCACUUCCAGCAACAGCUCCAGCAACAGCGAGGGCGGCCACAGCCUCGAGUCAUCCGAGGGAGCCCCCUUCUCGAGGCCUUCCCCGGCUCGACGCAGCCUCAGGAACCUCAAAGCCAGACUUGAUCCUCGCAACUGGCUCCAAAGUCAGGUGUGAACGUGUCCCGCCUGACAGACAUGCUACACUGGCCUAAAGGCAACAGUUAACGGUUCAUACAUGUGAACCAAGCUCAGUCAGCUUGGCCACAUGCAGAGCCUUGAGGAGAAUAAGCUGCCUCUACUGCCUCCUGGUGGAGGGAGGAUCAUGAAAGACCCCCCUGGGGCAAACUGGAAUGUCUUCUAACACAAAGGACAGGUGACAAUCACUGCAGGCGACUGCACUUUGCUGGGUUGCCACAAUUUUGAAGAUGAUCCAAUACUAAAUGGGAGGUACUCUACUUGCUUGGAGACAUUAUUCCGGUCAUGCUGCUUGGGAGGAAGUGAUGCUAAGAGCGAAGGACUUGCUCUAAUAAACAGGUUACACUGGGCCUACGGUCUGUCCUAGGACUCUUAAUUCUGAAACGUGUUUUUGUUUUGACCUUAUUGGCCAUCCUGGCUCCACAAAUGUUUCAAAACCAUACAUAUUAAUGCACGAGCAGUAUUUUGACUGGAUGUUUCAUAUCUGUAUUGUACAGCUAAAGGGUUGCAGCGGUGAUGCUAUGAAAGCCAGUGAGCAUGUGGAGAGACGGACAGAAUGAACAUGAGGUAUAAUCAGCCUGGAGUUAGAAACCAAUACGUGUCCAGGUUGGAGUGUGUUCGGUCUCCUGUCUACUUCAGUGUACGCAUCCGAUUAUUCAUACAACAAAUGAACUUCGUGGUUCUCCUAAAAUUACUAUGCACCAUUUAGUUUGUUUUUGCACAUGAUUUGACCUAAAGUUAAUAUGUUGAACUACUUGAGAUCAUCUCAAUGCAUCUGGUGAAGGCGUAACGUUAUGCAAGUGCUCCGACAUACUGUACUGGUUCUUACUGUGAUCUCUUCUGGGUAAAAGUCUGUCCUCUGCUCUCAACUUUCACACAUCCAUCUGCACACUAAUGACAUCGCCAGAAGUGGGUCAGAUAUUCUACAUACACAGAACACACCUUUGAAUAAGAUGACAUGAACCGAAGCUUCAGUAUUGUUUAAAAGUAUUCCUGUUAUUAUGCUGAACGGCAGUAUUAUGGGAUUCAAUUCAGAUUCCCAUCAGUUCCUGAGUUUGAGCAAGAAUAACAUGGUGUGUGUACACUGCCAUGUAUUUAUUUAGUUAUGCAAGUUAAUGGCAUUUAGGCGACUCAACAAGUUAAUUUGUCACAAGAAAACAAUCAUCUAACUCAAAUCUCCGAGGCGAGUCCGUCAGUGCAGUAACCUCUUCUACUGUUUCUAUUGUUUACCCUGGAUUUACUUUGGUAACGGUUUAACUUGGGCAAUUUGACUAAGAUUUAAAACUGUCAUUGUUUUAAAAACGUUUGUUACUGGAAAUUAAUUUUUAACAAAUAAACCUCUCUGUCUUCUGUUACAUUAUUGAUUUUGUUAUAAAUGCAGCUAUAUUGAUACAUGAUUAUUGUAAUGUCAACAGAUGAUGUGCGGAUCUGUCACGGUUACAUAUUAAUAACAUUGAAUGUUAUAACCUUGCAAGUUUCUCAUGUGAGCAGGCGUGUUCUGCAUGUACACGUCCUACAAGGCGAACAUACGUGGAGAAAUGUGAAAUCUCAUGUUUAAAUAAUAUAACAGUAAUUAUAAUAAAUGUUUUAUCAUCAAUACACAAA
Pseudoliparis swirei is the source of this 4362-nucleotide messenger RNA. RefSeq names its product rhotekin a (gene rtkna). The transcript is spliced from 11 exons. The record is from RefSeq and is a predicted model, not a curated record. The coding region runs from base 668 to 2737 and encodes 689 amino acids. NCBI's taxonomy places the organism in Eukaryota, Metazoa, Chordata, Actinopteri, Perciformes, Liparidae. Gene Ontology annotation, cellular component: actomyosin contractile ring. Gene Ontology annotation, biological process: mitotic cytokinesis; septin ring organization; signal transduction.